Molecule: messenger RNA, 1761 nt
Organism: Alternaria rosae
Lineage: Eukaryota; Fungi; Ascomycota; Dothideomycetes; Pleosporales; Pleosporaceae
Product: short-chain specific acyl-CoA dehydrogenase mitochondrial precursor
Exons: 5
Coding region: 374-1705 (443 amino acids)
Molecular function (GO): flavin adenine dinucleotide binding; oxidoreductase activity, acting on the CH-CH group of donors
Source: RefSeq, a predicted model, not a curated record
CCGUUCUGACAAUGAUGGGGGAAAUUUAGUAACGUUACUAUAUCGUUACUAUUUCGCUAUUUUACCUGCAAUCGACGGCUUUUGGCAACCUGCCUGAUUCAUCCUACAUGCCAAGCAGCGCGCAACACCAAUGUCCAAUCCCUCGGAAACCGAAGUUCGUAUUAACGUGGCUUGCGCCUCGACCUGGUAGUUGUCGGUUCAUGACAUGUCAGAAGCGUGUAAUCCUGGCGAACCUCGGCUCACCUGAAGCUACCCCGGACUCCACUUCUCCUCUCCAUAUACCGAGCGCAACACCAUCAUGUAGUCCACACGUAGCAGAGCCCCGUCGCUCAAGUCUUCCACUCUAUCUUCGGCUCGCCUCGACAACAUCGCCAUGUCUUCCACAGCUUUCGUCCCGUUUUCGGAACCGCCCUACAUCGUCGGCCUACCAUCCCCAUACUACAAGGAGACGCAUCUGAGAUGGCAGAAAGCGUGUCGCAGAUUUGUGGAUGAGCAUCUCCUAGAGAAUUCCCUAGCAUGGGACACGGAAGAGACUGUGCCUGAGCAUGUCUUUGAGACGUUCGCGAAAGCAGGCAUGCUGCUUCCGACGCUACCGGCUCCGUUGCCAGUGGAAUGGUUGAAGAAGCUUGGAAUCCAUGACAUCCUUGGCGUUGUGAAGGUCGAGGAAUGGGAUUACAUUCACACCAUGAUCUAUGCCGAUGAGAUGGCGCGGACUGGCCUCGCGGGACCGGCUGGGUCUCUCACAACAGGCAUGUCUUUCGGUGUACCGCCUAUCAUCAAAUACGGCAGCAAGCAGCUCCAAGAGCGCUACCUUCCCGAACUCCUCACCGGCAAGAAGCGAACUUGCAUCGCCAUUACCGAGCCCGAAGCCGGAUCAGACGUCGCAAACAUCACAACGACCGCUACGAAGACACCCGAUGGAAAACACUACAUUGUCAACGGAACUAAGAAGUGGAUCACAAACGGAAUUUGGUCAAGUUACUCUUCGAUGGCCGUCAGGACUGGUGGCCCUGGACCCACAGGUCUGUCCAUGUUGGUCGUGCCGUUGAAAGGAAACCCGGGAGUCAACAUGCGCCGACUGAAGGUUGGCGGUCAAGUCAGUGCAGGAACGACCUUCAUAGAACUUGACGAUGUCAAAGUACCAGUUGAGAAUCUCAUUGGAGAAGAGGGUAUGGGCAUGAAGUACAUCAUGACCAACUUCAACCACGAACGGCUCAGCAUUGCCAUUGGCGCAACCCGUCAAGCGCGUGUCGCCCUCUCCGCCGCCAUGGAAUACGUCCUCAAACGCGAAGCCUUCGGCAAGCCACUCGUUGAACAGCCCGUCGUGCGCCACCGCCUAGCGAAAGCUGGUGCUCUACUAGAGUCACAAUGGGCAUGGGUCGAGCAAUUCGUAUACCAAAUGGUACACCUACCGAAGGCGUCAGCAGACAUCGAGUUGGGCGGCCUGACCGCCAUGGUCAAAGCACAAAGUGGCAUCGUGCUGAACGAAUGCGCUCAAACGGCGCAACUGCUUUUUGGCGGAAAUGGAUACACAAAGAGUGGACAAGGAGAGUUGAUCGAGAGAAUAUACCGCGAGGUCCCGGGUAUAAGGAUACCAGGUGGUGCGGAAGAUGUAAUGCUGGAUUUGGGUGUGAGACAGCUUGUUAAGAAUUUCAAGAGUAAGACUAAGGCGAUGGAGAGACCGAAGGGAUCGUCGAAGCUGUAGACGUCGUGAACAUUAGAAGCAUUAAGAAUUAGACAACAAUCUAACAUUCUUUUCAA